Molecule: messenger RNA, 888 nt
Organism: Ipomoea nil (Japanese morning glory)
Lineage: Eukaryota; Viridiplantae; Streptophyta; Magnoliopsida; Solanales; Convolvulaceae
Exons: 3
Coding region: 1-888 (295 amino acids)
Source: RefSeq, a predicted model, not a curated record
AUGAAUAUCAUUGGCUGCAAGUGGGUGUUUCGCACCAAACGGACUACUGAUGGAGCAGUUGAUCGCUACAAGGCACGCCUUGUGGCCAAGGGUUUUAAUCAAGUAGCUGGGGAAGACUUCUUUGACACUUUCAGUCCAGUCGUCAAACCCACUACUUUGGAUGUUUAUAAUGCCUUCCUUAAUGGGCAUCUAGCUGAAACAGUCUAUAUGAAACAAACCCCGGGAUAUGAAGAUCCGACGCAUCCUGAUCAUGUUUGUCUAUUGCAGCGGUCACUCUAUGGGUUUAAGCAAGCUCCACGGGCCUGCGACGUCGUCUUAGUCAAUCAUUUACUUGGUCGCUUAGCAUCUACUUUCAAGAUUCGGGAUCUUGGUAAACCAGGGUUCUUUCUGGGUAUCGAGACAAUUCAUACUGGUGAUGGUAUGGUUCUUUCUCAACGGCGUUAUAUGACAUAUCUGUUAAACAGGUCUGGGAUGGUUGACUGCAAGCCACUCACUACACCGGUAUCAGUUUCGCAGCCAGUCACCCCAUCGGAUCAGUCAUAUGAGAAUCCGACGCAGUAUCGUCGUAUUGUUGGAGCAUUGCAGUACUUAACCAUCACUCGACCAGACUUAGCAUAUGCUGUCAACCGCCUAUGUCAGUUUAUGCACUCACCCACUGAUGACCACUGGGGCAUUGUCAAGCGCGUGUUGCGAUAUAUCAAGGGCACUCUUGACUAUGGGUUGCAUCUCGUCUCUUCACUGACUUCUACUAUUCAUGCCUAUUUGGACUCUGACUGGGCUGGCUGCCCAAUUGACAGGAAAAGCACGAGUGGAUAUGCUGUCUUCUUAGGGUCUAAUCUCAUUAUGGCUCUCUUGAAAACAAUGCACGGUGGCUCGCUCGUCCACUGA